AUGUCAAACAAGGAAAUCAAGGGCUACUCAGUGUCAUACGACGAGGAGCUGGUGCUCUCGGUCAACAGAAACUACAUCUCUCUGGGAGCCGAUGAUUUCCACGAUAAGCUAGAUGUUGAAAAGUACGGCCAGACGAAACGUAAGUUGAAUUCUCGGCAUGUAUCGCUCAUGAUCAUUGGCCAGUCAAUUGGCACAGGUCUCUAUGUGGGUUUAAAAGGGCCACUUAUGACUUCAGGUUCCUUAUCUCUCUUUCUCGGGUUCUUGAUCUGGGCCGUCACCAUGAUCUGGCCCUUGAUGCUUGCGACGGGUGAAAUGUGCUCCUAUCUUCCAAUCAAAGGUACUUUCUUGCACUUUGCAUCGAGAUGGCUAGACCCUGCUUUGGGAUUUGCCACCACCUUGAUAUACUUAUACACCACCUUGAUGUUCAUUUGCGUGGAAUCCGUGGCGUUUGCAUCGGUGGCUGGCUACUGGACAGACAUCUCUCCCGCUGUGUUCAUUACCAUUUGCUUGGCCACGAUUCUAUUCUUUAACGUGUUUGGUGUUAAUUGGUAUGGAGAAGUGGAGUUCUUUUCCUCCAUGCUAAAAGUGAUUCUUAUUGUUGGCCUCAUGCUAUUUGGACUCAUCACCAUGUGCGGUGGAAACCCUCGGGGUGAUGCUUAUGGUUUCCGUAACUGGCCUGAAGGUUGUCUUUUUAAAGAGUACCUUGUAAAGGGCAACACUGGCAAAUUCUUGGGACUCUGGAACGUGUUAAUUUAUGCUGCCUUUGCUUGUGCCGGGCCAGACAUGUUGGGAAUGGUAUCUGGAGAAAUAUCCCAGCCAAGAAAGAAUAUUGCAAUGGCUGCUAAAAGAACAUAUGUUCGUAUUUUCCUUUUCUAUGUUGGAGGCAUUUUUUUCAUGAACUCAAUGUGUUCCUCUGUCAACCCAGAUCUCAUAGCAGCAGAUGCUGCCGGCAAAGAUGGUGCUGCUGCUUCUCCUUGGGUUAUUGGCAUCAAAUCGGUUGGCGUCAGCGGUCUUGAUUCCGUUGUCAACGCAGUGGUGAUGACUUCUGCUUGGUCUUGUGGAAAUGGCUUCACAUACGGUGCAGCCAGAAGUGCCUGUUCUGCAGCUUUGGCUGGCUAUCUCCCUAGAAUCUUCUCAUAUUGUUUGAAAAAUGGGUGUCCAAUUGUGGCUGUUUGCUCUGCCUUGUCAAUUGGUUGUUUGUCAUACAUGAGUGUAUCCAAGUCUUCAGCGGUUGUCUUGAACUGGUUCAUCAACCUAGCCACCACCGGUCUUCUUUGCACCUACUGUGUCAUGUGGAUGUGCUACUUCAAGUUCAAAAAGGCUGUUAAGGCCCAACCUUGUGAUCAUCCCGACCCCAAGUACUUUAAGGUGACCAAAUGGAUGUACCCUUGGUUGACCUACUGGGCUGCAUUUUUCAACGCUGCUGUUCUUUUCUUCAAUGGAUUCUGGAUUUUCUUCCCUGGCAAGUUCUCAGUUGCCAACUUGUUCACAUCAUAUUUUGCACCUGCCUUUUUCCUUGUUCUCUUUGUCGUUUACAAAUUCUGGAAAAAGACAAAAUGGAGGACAGCAAAGACCGCCGAUAUUACAACGGGCAAAGCCGAAAUCGACGACGAAGAAGAACUCGAAAAUGAAGAAUUGGCCCGCCAUCAAAGAAAGCAAGGCAUCCUAUGGAGGAUAUGGUACAAAGUGGCGGACUUCUGCUUUAACUAA
Molecule: messenger RNA, 1710 nt
Organism: Candidozyma auris
Lineage: Eukaryota; Fungi; Ascomycota; Pichiomycetes; Serinales; Metschnikowiaceae
Exons: 1
Coding region: 1-1710 (569 amino acids)
Biological process (GO): amino acid transmembrane transport
Cellular component (GO): membrane
Molecular function (GO): amino acid transmembrane transporter activity
Source: RefSeq, a predicted model, not a curated record